This is a messenger RNA of Peronospora matthiolae, 678 nucleotides long. Lineage: Eukaryota; Oomycota; Peronosporomycetes; Peronosporales; Peronosporaceae. The record is from the annotation of a GenBank genome assembly.
AUGGCGCGGUGGUUGUCAUUCUUUGCAGAAUACAACUUUACGGUCGAGUACAAACCAGGACGACUUAAUGUCGUCUCUGAUGCACUCUCACGUCGUCCCGACUUUGAACCAGUCGUGAAACCCAACAGUGAGACAGUCACUGUUGCGGUUAUGACGUCCUCAGUCCCAUCUACAACGUUGUACGAUGAUGUGAGGCGGGCAUACGCCCAUGAUGCCGUUUCUGGUGACACACCACGUGUUGUCAUUCCAGAUGAUACUGAUCUGCGUUUGCGGAUCAUGUUCGAGUAUCACGAUGCUCCUAUUGGAGGACAUCGUGGCCGGGAGAAAACAUAUUUCACGGUGAGUCGAGACUUUUACUGGCCCCGCCAUUAUCAGUUUGUGCGAAACCUCUACCGGUUCCGGCUGAGUGCUGGGAAUCCAUCUCAAUGGAUUUUGUCUUCGGGUUACCCAAAGACGCACGCGGGAAUACGGGUAUUCUCGUAUUUGUUGACCGAUUCAGCAAAAUGGUACACCUUGUGGCUGUACCAGAGUCAAUCACGGCAAGUGGCUGUGCUUGUGUCUUUAUUGACACCAUCUUCCGACUUCAUGGGUUGCCCCGUGAACUCGAAGCAGACAGAGAUCCACGCUUCACCGCUGAUUUCUGGCAGUCCGUGUUCAAAUCACUCGGAACGCGCUUAA